GCUACGACAAGGCGACAUAGGUUUCUUUAUUUCGUUGCCCGUUUUCAUUUCACUUCAAUAAUAACUAGAAUGACGAACCACGAUGAUAUUAAGGCCAUACUGGAGGGGGCAGAGGCACCAGUAACUGACAAGUGUUGCAUCUACAGAGUCCCCUUUCAUAUCCGCAAGUUCAACGAUGAUGCAUACACACCAAAGGUUGUUUCUAUUGGCCCUUUUCAUCAUAAAAGCCAUCCUCGCCUCCAAAAUAUGGAAAGACACAAACUACUUUAUUGCAAAGCAUUUCUGGAACGAACCCAAACAAGUUUGGACAGUUGGAUCCGCUACAUAGAAGAGGUGGAGCCCGAUUUUCGUCGCUGUUACUCAGACACCCUUGAAUUCAGCAAGAAGGAACUGGUGGAUAUCAUCCUUGUAGAUUCCGGUUUUAUAAUUGAGCUCUUUUGUAGAAUCAUUUCUGGUACAUGGUCACGCGACGACAGGUUUCUUGCAACACCUUUGUUGUUCACCAAUAUAGUCCAAGACUUGUGUUUACUCGAAAACCAACUUCCUUUUUUUGUUCUUGAGGGUCUCUUCAAUCUGUCAUUUGCCUCUACAUCUAGCGGCAUUUCAUUUCUUGAGCUUACCCUUUUCUAUUUUGACAAUUACAAUAGAUCCAACUUGGUUUUUAAUAAUAAUACUAACAUUAGACACUUCACGGAUCUUAUUAGAACUUUUCACUUGCAACAUCCUCUAAACAGACGACCCUCUAGGACUGAUACAUACGUGAAACAUUUUCCUAGUGCUACUGAGUUAUUAGAAGCAGGGGUGAGCUUUAAGGUAAACAUCCACAGUAAAUGCUUACUAGACUUGAGAUUUUCAGAAGGGGUUCUUCAAAUCCCGCAGUUGGAAGUGGAAGAUUCCACUGAAAUUUUGUUACGCAAUAUGAUAGCUUUGGAGUUGUGUCACUAUCCAUACAAAUCCUACAUUACAGACUACGCUAAAGUUUUGGAUCUCCUUAUAAACACCAGCAGAGAUGUGGAUGUGCUGGUUCGAAAGAAUGUGCUCGUUAACUGGCAAGAGGAUAAUGCUUCUGUGGCUAACUUGUUUAAUGGUCUUUUGAAAAAUGUUAUUAGAGGAAAUGACAAUUCCCAUUACCUUACUAUCUGCCAAGACCUUAAUGCUUUUUGUAAGAACCCUUGGAAUAAUUCCAAGUCCACUCUGAGGCAGGAUUAUUGUAAAAGUCCUUGGCAAACUGCUGCUACCAUUGCUGGAAUUGUUCUCCUUAUUCUCUCUAUAAUUCAAACAGUUUGUUCUGUCUUGCAAGUAAUACAACAAUAGAAUGCUUUUUCCCUUCCCCUAAAGACAAGGUGUUGUAACAAAUUAAUUAUUCCUUUUCCAAAACUUCAUAUCUGGACGGAAUUAUAGGUAUGCAUGAAGUUCGAUGCUGCUCUUGAAGUCUAUGCUGCAAUGUAACAUGUUUUUAAGGUUUAAUAGUUUGAAAAAAAAUUACUAUCGACAGAUUAAUUGAGUACUUUCAUUUUUCUUGGUUUGCAUAUUUCUAGGUUCUUCUU
Glycine soja is the source of this 1547-nucleotide messenger RNA. RefSeq names its product UPF0481 protein At3g47200-like. The transcript is spliced from 2 exons. Bases 70 to 1314 code for a protein of 414 amino acids. NCBI's taxonomy places the organism in Eukaryota, Viridiplantae, Streptophyta, Magnoliopsida, Fabales, Fabaceae. The record is from RefSeq and is a predicted model, not a curated record.